UGAACCAGGUCUGUGUACGUAUCGCUGUCGUCACCGCCACAAGGGGCGAACGCGGUAUCUGGUGCCGAAACCCGGGAGUUUUUUCUCCAACCACCCAGAGGAGAAUCUGCCGGACGCGGACGCCAUAGAGCUUCUUACCCUGAAGCAGUACCUGUGGACCCCGUUCGGAAGGAUUGCUCGGGAAGGCGCCUCAGAGGAGAAGGACCGAAACAAUCCCAUCUGAGUGCCUGAACGCCUGACACGGAGAGUGGCAAGACCAGAACCGGAAGUGCGAGAUGCCGAUGCCACUGAUGCUCAUCCUGCUACUGAUUCUUCAGCAGGCGAUAGCAGAACCCAGAGAACUAUGGGGUCUGGUGAAGGCUUGGCCUAUUCCACUCCCGAACUGGAUUCUGAAAAUCCUACAGAAUGUCUCCUGGAGUGCCAAAUCUGCCUACAAGAUACUGCAGGACUAUAGCCUUUUAACAUGGCUUUUAAGCAUCCUUGAGAACAAGUUUCUGGAGACCCCGCUGCUCUGCAGCAUAAUCUCCUUGCUGCACACUCUGUGGGUGACCAACCUGGGACACAGAGGCGUGGAGUUGGGGAGCCAGCCCCGCUGCAAGCCUGGGUCCCAGGAGCCACCAAAGCUGCUCGCCCUGCACCUGGUCAAUGAGUUCCUUUACGUUCUCAUCGUGCUCAUGAAGCACCUGAGGCCUGCCUUGCCCUCUGCCCAGCUGGCCAGUUUCUUCAGGGUGCUCAACUCUGUCCUUAAGUACCGGGCCACCGUCACACAGGCCUUCAGAGACAUGGACCGCUUCACCGUGAAUGAGACGGUGCUGUCCACCAAGAACGUUCUCAUCCUCCUGCACAAGUGGAGCCUCAUCGGGAGGGACACCGGGCUCCAAGAGGACCUGAGAGCAGCCAUUGAGAAAUACCAAGUCAAGGAGCUCCUGAAAAUGCUCAAGGAUAAGAACAGGCCUGUGGUGGCAGCCCGAUCCAGAGGCCCCUGGGGCCAAAGGAGGAGGCCUGGGGAGGCAGAGGAGGCGGCUGACCCUGAGCUGCAGGUGUCCAGCUUGGAGACGUGCAAGGGCCUCCUGAGGUCCAUGUUGACUCACUGGGGGCCAGUGUUCCCCAGCUGUGAGCCUGCUCAGGAGCCUGCAGACAGGACCACUCCUGAGAGCAGGGCACCGGGCCCUGUGCACGCCACCGCUUCCCUGGCAACCACCUGGGUGCUGUGCUCAGUGACCAUUGACCCACUCAGCAGGGCAGAUGCUGCCGGACUCCUUGGAUGGCUUAAGACCCACAUUUUGCCACAGCCGGUCAUUGUGGCUGACCUUCUUGGGGACAGUCGUGUGAGGAGUGGCAUAUUUAAGCUGUACAGCCGGCUCUGCAGUACCAAGGGGCUGUCCGGGCCCGUGCAGAGUGUGGCCUGCCUGUUGAACACGGUCAUGCUGCAGCUUGUGGGGGCCCGGGGCCCAGCAGGGAGCUCCCUCCGGCCGGCAGUUGAGGCUCUCCACCUGGCUUCUCUGAAGGAGGAGGAUGAAGCCACACUAGCUGCAGCAGCAUUCCUGGUGUCUCUGUACAUUAAGGACGUCUGGCUGGGGGCCCAGCGGCCAGACACCCUCCUAACGCAUGUCCAGAUGGUCUGUGACUCUGCAGAGGACGUGCCAAGUGGUAACGAGGCCGUCUUCGUGCACUGCAAGGAACUCGCCGCCUCAGCCCCAGAUGCUUGACGCCCUGCCUGCUGUCUGCAGUGCCGGGUUCUAGAAGUUUGAGUCAAACGUUUCUGUGGAGGGCAUGCAAAAGGAUGGGCUCUGGAUAUUGCUGGUUUCCUGACAAGAAAAGUGGACUAUUUAACUGACCAAUAAAUAAUGAACCCAAGGGACUGUUUCCACAGUCCUAGUAGGCAUGGGGUCUUUGGGGCCAUGAGCCCAUCCAGUGUUUAGUUAGGCAAGACCCUUCCUGUCGGGUUCAUCGUUCUCCAAAGGAAAUACUUCAAGUUGAGGUAACACUUCUGAGCACUUAAGGGAUUUGUGGGUAUUAAUUCUAAAGUGUCCAAAAAUUAUUGGAUAAAAGGGCAUGAAGAGAUGUUUAAAGCUUUCUUUUUCUAUAAGAAGUCAAAAGAAAGGUUGGUAUAACUUUUUCACUAAGAAGCUCCUGCCAGUGUUCAUUAUUUUAUUGAAAAGAUGUUAACACUAAAUCCUUUAAGUAUAGAGUUGAUGUGCCCUCUGCUUUGGGAAGUCAGACUGUAUUUUUUUUAAUUGUGUUUCAAAGAGGGGAUUUGGAAUUUUAUAACUUGUUAAUAAAUGUCCAUUUUUGUUAGA
Manis pentadactyla (Chinese pangolin) is the source of this 2300-nucleotide messenger RNA. Its product is annotated as nucleolar pre-ribosomal-associated protein 1-like. The transcript has 7 exons. Gene Ontology annotation, cellular component: nucleolus. The coding region runs from base 276 to 1709 and encodes 477 amino acids. Gene Ontology annotation, biological process: maturation of 5.8S rRNA from tricistronic rRNA transcript (SSU-rRNA, 5.8S rRNA, LSU-rRNA); maturation of LSU-rRNA from tricistronic rRNA transcript (SSU-rRNA, 5.8S rRNA, LSU-rRNA). The record is from RefSeq and is a predicted model, not a curated record. NCBI's taxonomy places the organism in Eukaryota, Metazoa, Chordata, Mammalia, Pholidota, Manidae.